AUGCAGCAUCCUGAGCUGUUAUAUGUCAAUAAAAUCUCUUCUUUGCAGUCUGAAUUGUUAAAAGUCAAAGAGGAUUUAUAUCGGUGCAGAAAGCAAAAGAUGAUCUAUAGGAAGAAACUGAAAACUCUUCAAACAGAAAAUCUCAAGCUUCAUCAAAAAAAUACUGAACUUAAAAUAAGACAGUUGUUGGCUGAUAAACUUGAUUCCUUACUACCGAGACAGAAACUUGUAAUAGAGCACAUGCUAAAAGCAUGCCAUAUAAAGAGCAAAAAGGUCCACCUGCAUCAAUAUAUCAGAGGCAUUAAUGCCAAAUUUGGAUUUGAUGAAGAUCUUUUUGUUAUUUUAAAGACAAAAUUGGAGACUAUUCCACAAACAGAAUGCCAGGGAGUUUUAAUUUUUGAUGAAAUCACACUUCAAAAACAUAUAGAACUUUCAAAUGCUACCAGUGAAAUGAUUGGACUUGUUAAUUGUGGUGACAAUUCUGAAUUGCCACAGAGUGAAUUUACAGCAGGUGAUCAUGGCCUAGUGUUUAUGUUCAGACCUCACUUUGCUAGUUGGGUACAAUGUAUUGGCACAUUCUGUUCAAAAAGCUCUGUCCCAGGUUCUACUGUUGCAAAACUUAUUUUGCAAGCAAUUAUUCAUUUAGAACAGUGUGGUGCGAUAGUCAAUGCAAUAGUUUGUGAUGGUGCCAGCACAAACAAAGCAGCUUUAAAAGCUUUAGGAAUUUGUGCAGACACAAAUAAUAUACAAUGCUCAUUUACAAACCCUGCUGCAGAUAGACAAGUACUGGCUAUUAUUGAUGUACCACAUAUUUUAAAAUGUAUGCGAAACAAUCUUUUGAAAAGUAGAUACUUUCGGGUAAACUAA
Molecule: messenger RNA, 867 nt
Organism: Centruroides sculpturatus (bark scorpion)
Lineage: Eukaryota; Metazoa; Arthropoda; Arachnida; Scorpiones; Buthidae
Exons: 2
Coding region: 1-867 (288 amino acids)
Source: RefSeq, a predicted model, not a curated record